AGUCUUCCGAGUCUUGAGUGCCUCUAAUUCUGCACGGAGUUACUGCCGGGUGCAGCGUCCAGUAGCUACUUCCGCCAGAAGUCCCUAGCUGCUCGAGCUCGGAUGCUACCCCGACACCAGGUCCGUCUCCUCCGCAGCCCGCCGGUCAGGGGCCGGUGGCAGCAGAAAGUGCAAGGCCUGGCGUGAAGCCUUCUCUGCGCCGAGUGCAGGCCAGUGGUGCCGAAGAGACUCCGGGAAGUGACCAGGGCGGUGCCCGCAGGCCUUAACGCACCCGCCCAAUAGGGGCGGGGCUCGACCUCCCGGACCUGCCCAGCCGAGGCGCUAGGUCUGCGGAUUAACCGCCCUGCGUCUGCGGGAGUAGGCCUCCCUCCGCUAGGGACAUGGAGUUUGCGGAGCUGAUUAAGACCCCGCGGGUGGACAAUGUGGUGCUGCACCGGCCUUUCUACCCUGCUGUGGAAGGGACCCUAUGUCUGACGGGCCACCACCUGAUCCUGUCUUCCCGGCAGGACAACACUGAGGAGCUCUGGCUCCUCCAUUCAAAUAUCGACGCCAUUGACAAACGAUUUGUGGGCUCUCUGGGUACUAUCAUCAUAAAAUGUAAAGAUUUCCGAAUAAUUCAGUUGGAUAUUCCUGGAAUGGAGGAGUGUUUAAAUAUAGCCAGUUCCAUCGAGGCAUUGUCCACUCUGGACUCGGUCACCCUGAUGUACCCUUUCUUCUACCGACCCAUGUUUGAGGUGAUUGAAGAUGGCUGGCAUUCCUUCCUUCCUGAGCAAGAAUUUGAGUUCUACUCUUCUGCUACCAGUGAAUGGAGACUGAGCUAUGUCAAUAAGGACUUUUCCAUCUGCCCUACCUACCCACCAACUGUCAUUGUGCCCAAGUCCAUCGAUGAUGAAGCACUUCGGAAAGUAGCAGCCUUCCGACAUGGGGGACGCUUCCCAGUCCUGAGCUAUUACCAUAAAAAGAACGGCAUGGUAAUUAUGCGAAGUGGUCAGCCCCUGACUGGCACAAAUGGGCGGAGGUGCAAGGAAGAUGAGAAGCUGAUAAACGCCACCCUUAGGGCAGGAAAGCGUGGCUACCUUAUUGACACCAGAUCCCUAAAUGUGGCCCAGCAAGCUAGAGCCAAAGGAGGUGGCUUUGAACAGGAGGCUCAUUAUCCCCAGUGGAGGCGGAUUCACAAGUCCAUUGAGAGAUACCAUGUUCUUCAGGAGAGCCUAAUCAAACUCGUGGAAGCAUGCAAUGAACAAACACACAGCAUGGACCGAUGGCUCGGCAAGCUGGAGGCCUCCAACUGGCUGACACACAUCAAGGAGAUCCUGACCACCGCCUGCCUGGCCGCCCAGUGCAUUGACAGGGAAGGUGCAUCAGUGUUGAUCCAUGGGACAGAAGGAACUGAUUCCACACUGCAGGUGACUUCUCUGGCCCAGAUCAUCCUGGAACCGAGAAGCAGAACCAUCCGAGGCUUUGAAGCCCUGAUAGAGCGAGAGUGGCUGCAGGCUGGUCACCCGUUCCAGCAGCGCUGUGCACAGUCAGCCUAUUGUAGCAGCAAGCAGAAGUGGGAGGCCCCCGUGUUUCUUCUCUUCCUGGACUGCGUGUGGCAGAUCCUGCGGCAGUUCCCCUGCUCCUUUGAGUUUAAUGAGCAUUUUCUCAUCAUGCUCUUUGAGCAUGCUUAUGCCUCACAGUUCGGGACGUUCCUGGGCAACAGUGAAAACGAGAGGUGUAAGCUGAAGCUACAGCAGAAAACAAUGUCUUUGUGGUCAUGGGUUAAUCGGCCCAGUGAGCUGAGUAAAUUCACCAAUCCUCUUUUUGAAGCCAACAACCUGGUCAUCUGGCCUUCUGUAGCUCCACAGAGUCUCCAGCUGUGGGAAGGAAUCUUCCUGCGCUGGAGCAGAUCCUCUAAGUAUCUGGAUGAAGCCUAUGAGGAAAUGGUUAACAUCAUUGAAUAUAACAAGGAGUUACAAGCCAAGGUCAAUGUCCUGAGAAGGCAGUUGGCUGAAUUGGAAACAGAAGAUGGGCUACGAGAGAGUCCCUGAAAGAUCUGCCGCCUGUCCUGAGGACCUGUCCAGGCCUCAGUCCGUCUCCCUCUGUUUGCCCUUCAGUUCAUGUACAUGGUAGCCUUGACCUUGGCUGUAGGUGUGGGAUCCCAGUAUCGUAAUGGCCUUCUCAGCACUUCGAGGUGGAGGUCACUAACACACAGAUACGCCUGUUAGGCCCUUUGCUUUGGGAACAGAAGGUACUGUCACCUCACUAAUCAUAUGAUACCUGUGCCCUGUGCUGUUCCCCAUCACCACUUAAGAAUCCACCUACAACGCGGGCCAGGCUUAUUUGCAUUCAAGUAUAGAGGUGUUUUUAAUGGAAAUGAUUGAGAAUUAUUUAUUUAACAUUCUGCCCCUCCUCUCCACCCCAGGUAUAAAAUUACCAUUCUUUUAAAAAAAAAAACAGUUUUGGACUAACAAUGCCUGUUUUGUCAAGAAAGAAAACCAGAAGAGUUAUUUGUGAUAAAUCCGUACUCAGACAACAGGUGUGGCCCUCUGAUAACUUCAUUAAGGGAUAAAUUUACAAGUAGACACUAAAAGUGCGUGCCCUAGAGAACUGAAGUAGGAAUUCCUCACUGCAGCCAUCUGCCCCCAUUGCGUUGGCUUUUCAGGUUUCUGACCACACAUACGAAAUGUGCUUUGAGCGGUGGGCGUGAGUGAAGCCAAGGCUUGAGUAGAAUUCACUUUUUAGACCUAUACAGCACGGAGAGCAUCUAUGAGCCAGAGGUGAGUUCUUACUUCACUGGUUGGUAUUUGCCUCCAUGUGACUUACUUUACUUUUAAAUAUUGUGCCCCACUAGACUUUCAUGUCCGUGUGAGCCAUUUGUAAAUUGGUCCUGUGUUAGGCAAGCAGGAUGCCCUGGAGUGGGAGGCUAGGAAAGUGACACAGCUGUUUGAGACCUCGCUGUGCUGAAGCAGGGGUUCGGUGACUGCAGUCAGCUCUAAGUGCUUCAUCUUUGCUGCCUGGGGAUUGGUGCUCUCCGGCCAUCUGUCUCAUGGUGGUUGCCAACUGCUUGCUGUUGCAAAUGCUGUCGUUUCUAGAAGAGAGUACCUGCAGAGUAACUUUUAAAGUCACGUCCACUCCAUCUAUGCAUAAUCAUUUCCAUGAGCCCUCUUUAAGUUGUGUAUCAAGAUGAAAAUAGGACCACUAGGGGUGGCACCUCUCUAAUUCCAGCACUUGGAAGGCAGGCUAAGGCAGGAGAAUUUAAGUUUGAGGCCAUCCUACGUAGUACGUUCCUAGCUAGCCUCUCUACAGGGUGAGGCUGUCUAAGACAGCAGGGUGUGUAGAAAGUGACCACUGCUUUCCAUCCCCAGUUGCCCUGUCUCCUCUUCCUUCUCCUGCCUUUGACCUGGGGCAGAGGCCAGGCACCAAUCAGCAAUCAAAUCUGCUCCUGGAUUUCCCCACAGCCACCUCUAAGCUCAGCUCUACGUGUGACCUACUCUUGGGCUCAUUGAGGAGUAGAGCAUGCGCAAGGCUGUCUCUCUGUAGGCCUGUUUUAUGUGAAUUGUCGGUCUUUAGUUUGAAGGAGAAAUUGCCUGGAUUUCUUGGGGCUGCUCAGCCACCAGCUGCACAGGUUUUCUCCUAUCUUUUGUCUCAGCCAUGUGUGAAGGAGUCCUCAACUUCUCAGCUGAUCCGUAAGAAAAGCCAUCUAGAGGUUUUUCCUUUGUGGUUCUUAAAAAGUGAUUCCCACUACUGUGAACCAGCCUUGAGGCUUCUGUGCACAGACACAUGGGGAAUUUAUUAUGUUUGGUCAGGGACCAAUAUCCCUGUUCCUAUGAAAACAGCAGUCACUACUGUUUUUGACAAGCUUGCAUUUAGUAUUGAUUUAUAAAUAGAGAUUAUAUAAAUGUCAGCUUUAAAAGCAAACCUUGGUAUCGUUCCACUUUCAGGGGUCAUUUAUUAUAGCAAACACUACAGUUUCCUAAGCUCGAGAACUCGAUUAAACACAGGUGUGCUGUCACUGAGUUGGGGUUUUAGGAGCAACACUGUCUGUAUCCUUCCAGUGAAUAAAUGCAGCAGCUACACUUAGGAAACUGGGUCAGUGUGAUGCUGAGUUGCUUGAAUGACCUGGGCUCUAAACCCUCUGGUGAAGGAGAUAGAGGACAGUUGUGCAAGUGAUGCUGUAUAGGAGCCAGUAAUCACAUGACCCCUCAGGUCCCCUCAUGCCCAUGGUCUCGGCUUACAUCCACGGAGGAUUCCACAGUGCAGGCCAUAGACUGUGGGAUGUCUCAGAGGCCAUGGCCCUCCUUUAUCAGCACUGCAGGGAUGCUUAGGUUAAGUGGGUAACUUUUGGAAAUCAGAAAACCAGAGUGACGAGAUCAUCUCAGAAACCUGAAACUUCUUUGUGGGCAAGACUUUACAGUGACAUCGGUAAUUUUUUAUUGUGUGCAAUGAAGAGAAAAGCAGAAAUAAUAAAAUUCAAUAGUCUUAACACAUUUAUUUUAAGGAAAAAAUCGAAUGUCAAAAGACAAAAACAGUGUAAUCUUCUCACCAAAUAUGAGAAGGUGGCAGCAGAUAUUCAUCUGAAAAUUCUAUAUCCAGGCUCUAAAACUCUUGGAAUUUGAGGCCUGACACAGUUGGGUCUUACUGCUGCAUUUCAUUUUUGAUAAAUGAGGUUUAGUGGGAUUUUGCCCUUUGAUUUGGUCAGGAUUUGGUUUGUGUUAAUGAAGUCAGUAUCACAGAGUUUUGACCAGAAUUUAAUCUCCCAGUGUGAAAACUGAGACAGAGCGUUUGUCCACAUGCCAAUUCUUAGAGUGGCCACUGGGAAGGGUCUGGUUUGGGUAGAGCCAUUGUCACUGUUAGGCUUGCUUAUGGGACUUCAUCUGAAGCUGAGGCCUUAAGGCCUUUCCAUGCAGAUGCUAGUGAUAGCUGUGUGAGGGCAGGAACCACUCUAGUGCCCACCCCGACCUGAUGUGGAAGCCUGGGCCUUCACCAACAGAUGUCAUUGGGCACAUCUGGUACAGAUUAUAGCAGUUCUCAUUGUGUCUCAAGGUGGCUUCCUUGCAGUGUUGGCCCGAAGACAGCAUUUGCUCCAAAGCUGGGACAUCCAUCAUCUCAACAAAGAGUAUGAAGAGACUGGUUUCUCCAUUUAUAUUUAUUGGCAGACAGCACAGUGUGCAAGACGUCCUUUCUACUGUAAUUUUCAAAUUUCUAAUAAAUUUGGUUCUGUUUUCACUCUGCCUCAUAA
Rattus rattus (black rat) is the source of this 5221-nucleotide messenger RNA. It is a transcript of the gene Mtmr9, whose product is annotated as myotubularin related protein 9. The coding region runs from base 381 to 2030 and encodes 549 amino acids. Gene Ontology annotation, biological process: negative regulation of autophagy. The transcript is spliced from 10 exons. NCBI's taxonomy places the organism in Eukaryota, Metazoa, Chordata, Mammalia, Rodentia, Muridae. The record is from RefSeq and is a predicted model, not a curated record.